AUGCCCCCCUCCCACAAACGCCUCCUAAAAGAAGCCACCGAGCUCUCCACCUCCCCAUCCCCAUAUUUCCACGCCGCCCCGGUCCAAGACAACCUCUACGACUGGCACUUCACGCUAGCCGGCCCGCCCUCCCCAUCGCCGUACUCGGGAGGGAUCUAUCACGGCCGAAUCGUCCUCCCGCCGACCUACCCGCUGCGGCCACCUUCGUUCCGCUUCCUCACGCCCACGGGCCGCUUCGAAGUCAACCGCGAGAUCUGUCUUAGUAUCUCGGGUCAUCAUGAGGAGUCGUGGCAGCCUGCGUGGGGGAUCAGGACGGCGUUGAUUGCGAUAAGGAGUUUUAUGGAUGGGGAUGCGAAGGGGCAGUUGGGGGGGUUGGAUGUGCCGGAGGAGGUGAGGCGGGAGUAUGCGGGACGGAGUGGGGGGUGGUGUUGUGAGGUUUGUGGGAGGAGUAAUGAGGCGAUUUUGGGGGAGUGGAGGGGGGAGUGUAAGGAGAAGGGGGUUGUGGUUGAUGAUGGUGAUGAUGUUGGGGAUGGGGAGGGGAAGGUGGAGGGGGAGAAGGUGGUUGAGGAUAAACUGGACGAUUCGAAUGACAAGGAAGAGAAGGGGGGUCUGUCAGAGCAGGUCUCGCUCUCCCAAGCGGAUGAGGCUGUGGGUUUUCGAGCAGAUGCGGGCUCAUCUGCCGAGACCAAGCAGCAGCAGCAGCAGCAGCAGCAGCCACUGCAGGAACAGCAACCAUUGUCUGCAGAUGUUCCUGCAUCUACGUCCACGUCGACUUCAGCACCAGCAGCAUCACAGCCUACUACAUCCCCGACAACGACAACACCCACGCCAACAAGAACAACACAACCCGCUAUCAUCCCUCCCGUCUCCCAAUCAACCCAUCGAACUGUAUCGCAGGAUGGUCCCUGGCUGGACCGCGCGAUCAUCGGGGUUCUAAUUGCGCUGGUGUUUAUGAUCCUGCGACGAGUUGCAGGUACCGAUGAUUAA
Molecule: messenger RNA, 987 nt
Organism: Aspergillus melleus
Lineage: Eukaryota; Fungi; Ascomycota; Eurotiomycetes; Eurotiales; Aspergillaceae
Product: ubiquitin-conjugating enzyme E2
Exons: 1
Coding region: 1-987 (328 amino acids)
Source: RefSeq, a predicted model, not a curated record